Molecule: messenger RNA, 603 nt
Organism: Kluyveromyces lactis
Lineage: Eukaryota; Fungi; Ascomycota; Saccharomycetes; Saccharomycetales; Saccharomycetaceae
Gene: MRX11
Product: Mrx11p
Exons: 1
Coding region: 1-603 (200 amino acids)
Cellular component (GO): mitochondrion
Source: RefSeq, a predicted model, not a curated record
AUGAAAUUACUGCAAUCAUUGCCAGGGCUUGGCACUAGCUGUUCCAAAAUGGUAAUCGGUAAUAGGUACUCGAUAAUCCAAAAGAGAGGCCCGGCGAAAUUAUUUAUCAAUGGGAUACGGUAUAACUCGAGCAAGGUCGAACCAUCGAAAAUUGAUGAUAGGCUGCAUCGGCUGAUCAAAAAGUCCAAAUUCCUGACAAGAUUGAACGGUAAUCCUCGUUACAAACAUUAUUUCGAUAAACUUUCUGAAGCCGGCGCCGUUUCUACAAUGACAUCAUUCUUAAUCCUUCACGAAAUUACUGCUAUCGUUCCUUUGUUUGCUCUAUGGGGACUGCUUUAUAACUUAGAUCUGUCUGACCAAUAUGAGAUGCCAGUAUAUUUCAAGGAUUUGUUGAACAAAUGUGGUGAAAGUAUAGGUAAAUUAAUUGGAGAUUACGAUAAUGGCUGGGAUAGAGAUAGAUUAGUUGUAUCUGGGGCUCUUGCAUACGCCAUUGUUAAAGUAUUGUAUCCUGCUCGGAUACUUUUCAGUUUAUGGGCAGCUCCAUAUGUUGGAACUUUCGUAAUAAUGCCUUUUACCAAACUUAGGGCAUUAAUUCGUCGUUGA